AUGGCGGCGGCGACGGUGAGAGGAGGCGAUUCCGACGGCGGCGGAGGCCCGGAAGGCACCCCCCCGGGGCUGGACGGCGACGCGGGGCCGGACGCGGAGCCGGACUCGGAGGUCUUCUCGUGCGGGGCGCACUGCUCCGAGCUGGCCUGGCGGCAGAACGAGCAGCGGCGGUUGGGCCUCUUCUGUGACGUCACGCUCGCCUUCGGCGGCGGCGACGGGGACCAGCUGAUUGAGUUGAAAGAGUUUCUAUUGAUACGUUUGAAAGAGUUUUGUGGAGAAUUUCUCAAGAAGAAACUGAGUCUCUCCAACUCUGUGGCUAUACAUAGUUUGGCUCACAUGUACUCCUUGAACCAGCUUGCUCUAAAAGCUGCAGACAUGAUCAGGAGAAACUUCUACAAAGUCAUCCAAGAUGAGGAAUUCUACACUCUCCCAUUCCACCUCAUCAGAGACUGGCUUUCAGACUUGGAAAUCACAGUGGACUCUGAAGAAGUUCUUUUUGAGAUGGUCUUAAAGUGGGUUCAAAGGAAUCCUGAUGAAAGAGAAAAGUACUUUGGCGAGCUAUUUAAACUUCUGCGGCUGCCUCAGAUGAAACCCACUUACUUGACCCGCCACGUCAAGUCUGAAAGGCUAGUAUCAAGCAAUGAGGCUUGCCUUAAACUUGUGUCAGAAGCAGUAGAAAGCCAUGCGCUCAGGGCUGAGAUCUUACAGUUAGGUACCUUUCAACAGCUCGCUUCACCAGUAACUUUGCUGCCUCGUUUUGGACAAAACAUGGAUGUUAUUCUGGUCAUUGGUGGUGUGUCUGAGGGAGGUGACUACUUGAGUGAAUGCGUUGGGUAUUUCAUUGACGAAGAUAGAUGGGUGAAUUUGCCACACGUACACAAUCACCUUGAUGGGCAUGCUGUCGCAGUGACAGAAUCCUACGUUUAUGUAGCAGGCUCCAUGGAGCCUGGCUUUGCCAAGACCAUGGAAAGGUACAACCCAAAUCGAAACGUGUGGGAGCAGGUUUCCAAUCAAAUAAGUAGGAAGCAUUCCUUUGGUCUCACUGAAAUAAAGGGGGACCUGUACAGCAUUGGGGGGCAUGGGAAUUUUAUAUCCGGCUUUAAAGAAGUAGCUGUCUACCAUCCAGACCAAGACAUGUGGCAGACCUUAGAGCCAGCACCAAAGAUACUUCGGGAUGUCAAAGUGAUCACCGUAGAUGAUCGGUUUGUUUACAUGGCUGCCCGCACACCAGUUGAUGGGGACAGUGAAGACGGCUUAAGGGCUGUUAUCAUACGAUACGAUGCAGAUGCAAGACAGUGGCAGGAUACUGAGUCUCUGCCACUCCUCGACAAUUAUUGCUGUUUCCAGAUGGCUGUGGCCAACACUAACUUUUAUCACACAGCCUCGUGUUGUCCCAGAAGCUACCCCAUAGAUCACGAAGAGGCCAAGAGGAAGAUUUCUGGCCAGGUGUCCGACGACAUUCUAGAAAGCUUGCCCCCGGAGGUUCUUAGCAUCGAAGGGGCAGCAGUAUGCUAUUACAAAGACGACGUGUUCAUCAUAGGUGGGUGGAAGAACAGUGACGACAUAGACAGACAGUACAGGAAAGAGGCUUACCGUUACUGUGCUGAGAGGAAGCGCUGGCUGCUGCUCCCUCCCAUGCCCCAGCCUCGCUGUCGAGCAGCAGCUUGUCACGUGAGAAUCCCCUUCCGGUCCUUGCACGGUACCCAGCGAUACCCCAUGCCACAAAACUUAAUGUGGCAAAAGGACCGGAUGCAGCAGAGGCACGAGAUACGCCAUAAUCCCUUAAAUUUGAGGAGGAUGCCACGGUCUCAGAUUGAGUGCUAACCUGAAUAAAUGAAAGAGUUUGAGAAAGACCUGUUUGUGUCGCCGUGUGGUCCGCUAAUAGUAACCUAAACCAUCCGGAUAAACCACUGGGUUAUUAAAGGAGGCUCACCUUCUGGGUGUUAAAUAGUUUGCCAGAAUUACCAGCACCGCAGGGGAAACUGAUGUAUGUGAUUGUUGCACGUACAUGACUGCUGGAACCUUUGAACUCCCUCCCUGUUAAAAUACAGUAGAAUAAAAGCCAGGAAAAGAACUGUCUGUGAAGAGAAAGUCCAGUUUUCCAGGAUCACCCUCUAUAAAGGCCCAUUUAAUCCAGUGAGGUGAAAGGAUUUUCCUGCUGCUUGGGGCUGGUUUCACCUCUUUUAAGCAUUCGUGCAGGUUGUGUUUAGCUGAAGCUUCUUAAUUUAACACAUGCAUAUUGUGGAAAAUCUCAAAACACCACUCCAGGCUUUCCUUUUUUUUAGAACACUUGUCUUAUUUGUUUUUGCAGCUAGUAUGAAUCUGCAUAAUUUUUUGACACUUGGAGCCAUGUGCAAUAGUUAAAAACUAUGAGUAAAGCACAAUCCCUUGCUAGAUAAUGUCAGAAUG
Molecule: messenger RNA, 2409 nt
Organism: Gekko japonicus
Lineage: Eukaryota; Metazoa; Chordata; Lepidosauria; Squamata; Gekkonidae
Gene: KLHL11
Product: kelch like family member 11
Exons: 3
Coding region: 1-1824 (607 amino acids)
Molecular function (GO): protein binding
Source: RefSeq, a predicted model, not a curated record